Canariomyces notabilis is the source of this 699-nucleotide messenger RNA. RefSeq lists its product as uncharacterized. The record is from RefSeq and is a predicted model, not a curated record. Bases 1 to 699 code for a protein of 232 amino acids. NCBI's taxonomy places the organism in Eukaryota, Fungi, Ascomycota, Sordariomycetes, Sordariales, Chaetomiaceae. Gene Ontology annotation, molecular function: protein dimerization activity. The transcript has a single exon.
AUGGCCCGAGCGGGUGUUUCGAAAGGCUUCCGUUCCCCACCGUGGGCAGACCGCAGUCAAACUCCGAUCAUUGAGGGAAUGAAGCAUGACACAAUCCUUCAGCCUUAUCGUCCCCAGCGCACAGCAGCAAAGUCGAGCCCUCCCGCGCCGAAUCCAAUACCGUUCAAAGCAAAUGCGCCAGCGAAAGCCCGACAGCGCCCCUCAAGUCGGCAAGCAUCGUCAAAACUGGGGAAAAGAGGGAGAAGGAGGGUCUCGCCUGCACAAAGCUCGAUCGAGACCGCAUCAUCUACCCCGAGCUUGCGGACUGCGACACGCAGGUCCAAGCGCAGCGACCCACCGCCGAAGCCAGGCGAGACCCCCGAGCAUCACAGGGCUAGGACGACUCACAACAUCGCGGAAAAGGAGUACCGUCAGCGGCUACAGAGAAGCUUCCAGCAGUUGCUCGACGCUCUUCCCGACAUCAUGGAGGGCACAGGCGAUGGCUCACGGCAGACGUGGAGGAAGCAGCACCGACAGAUGAGCAAGGUCGAUGUGCUCACCGAAACUACCCGGGUACUCGAAUUCCUGGAAAGCGACAACAGGAGAAUCAAGGCGGAACUAGAGCAGCUGAAGGGAAACAGACGUGAGCAUGGGAUGUUUACGGUUGAAGAAACGGUUCAAACGGAGGAUGAAAUACGCUUUAAUUCGCCCCUAGAAUAG